UUGCCUUUAACGAAUUCACUAUACCAGAAAUAAUAAUUGUUUACAUAUGUAUACUGUACACUAUAUUAUUAGUUAAAAUAUAAUUUUAAUUACAACAUAAUAAUAAUUUUUAAAAUAUUUGAAAAAAAAAUGAAUUCGAUAAUAGUUCCCGAAAAUUUACCAGAAAUAUUAAAAAAAUAUGUGAAAGCCGCGAUCCGAUCUCAGCCUGAAGACAUUGUAAGUUGGUCUGCGGAGUAUUUCAAAAGCACAGAUGAUCAAUACGUUUCUUUGGGUGCCCACAAUAAUAUUAUCACUAUUACUAAAAAUCAAGAUCGAACUCUAUUUAGAAUAUUAGCUUUUCAAUUAGGUACCACAAUAGGCACUAAAGAAAGAAUAGAAGAAGUGUGGUCGGACUUAUCACUCGAUUUCGAUCUAUUAGAACAAAUUUAUACGAUUGGGAAUUUCCGUGCAGAACAUGUGGACAUGAUAGAAUUUUUGGGCAUAACUUUUGGACAUUGGACAAAAUCACUAAAAGAAACCAUGUUAUUGUGCUGCGAAGCUUUCUGCAAAUGUUUGGCCAAUGACGGUUAUUUCAUGCACGUGGAUGUCGCCUGUAAGCUUUAUAGGUACCUAGCGAAAUUGGAUUGUUCACUUCUUGCUGAUGACAAUUGCACAGGUCUGUCGUUUAGAUCCUAUAUGGUAUGAUUUAUAAUUAUUAGCUAGAAUUUUGUUAGUUCUUAUACAUGAUUAUGUGAAACUCUUCAUGAGUGGAAAAAAGGUGAGAUAGUUCAUUUGAUUUUUUUCCAACAUUUGUUACACCCUCGUUUUAUACAUUUUCAUAUGAAAUAGUUAGUGUUAGUAACAACUUACUAUUAACUAUAACGAGAUAAAAAUACACCACAAUUCUUCUAGUCUGUUUUUCGAUAAAUAUGUGUGCGUGCGAGUGAGUAAUGAGUAUAAAAACGG
Molecule: messenger RNA, 945 nt
Organism: Diuraphis noxia (Russian wheat aphid)
Lineage: Eukaryota; Metazoa; Arthropoda; Insecta; Hemiptera; Aphididae
Product: ropporin-1-like
Source: RefSeq, a predicted model, not a curated record